GCUAUAAAAGCAGACAGAAAGAACAUUAGUUAGUCUUCACUGAAAGAGGUAGACUCUUCAUUGCUAAGCCCAUCAUGGGGGGUACCAAGCUUUGCCUUUUGCUGCUACUGGGAACAUACGCACUAGCCCAGCAAGAUGUGGGAAGUGUUGAUGAACAAUCUCCAGUUUGCUUAUUGGCCAAACGAUUCAAGAACUUCCGGCGGUUUAUGUACGACUAUGAAGCUGAGACCUUUAACGGCGUGAAUGGAGCUACCGACAACAAGAGCGGCCCCAAAGUCUCCUGCAAAGUUGAGGUUGAAGUGCCCCAGACCUGCAGCUUCGUCCUCCGCACAACAGAGUGCUCUCUGAGCGAGAUCUCUGGCGUGGACGAAGAAGGGAACGCACUGUACCGUGCCGCUGAAGGAACUCAGGCUUUCGGAGCUGCCAUGGCCAAGAACCUCUUGAAGAUCACAGUCGAAGGACAUCUCAGUGUCAGACUCUUCCCCGAGGACGACGAGCCGGUCAACAUCCUGAACAUCAAGAGGGGAAUCGUCUCCGCUCUCAUCGUGCCAGUAAUGGAAGAGGAGAAGAACAAGCAGAUGUCCACCGUGCACGGAGUGUGCCCCACCGACUUCACCGUCAACGCCAGAGAGGACAUCGCCACCGACGUGACUGUCAGCAGGGAUCUUUCCAAAUGCGACACUUUCUUCGCCCGCCGGCAGGCCACCAGCCCGCUGGCCCUCAUCACUGGCAUGAACUACCCUCUGUCCAAGCUGAUCGGCAGCACCCAGACCUGCAACUACAAGUUUGACAACCAGAAGAAGCACAUGACUCGCGGAAGCUGCACAGAGAAGCACAUCUUCCUGCCCUUCUCCCACCAGGGUGAAUAUGGAAUUUCUACUCUGGUGAAGCAGACCGUGACUCUGAGAGAGACCGCCAAGAUCAACGACAGGGUCUUUGACCGCAAUGAGUUCAACUACAAGGACCUGGCCAUGGAGGUAGCUGACGACAAGUCCCUUGUGCAGACCAAGUACGCCGCCAUCGCCGCCAUGCAGCAGCUGAACACCCUGUCGCAGACGACUCAAGGCGAGGAGCGCGCCAGCCUCUUCCACAAGCUGGUGUCUGAGCUGCGCGGCCUGAAGGUUGACAUCCUGGGAUCCGCCGCCCUCGAGAUGAUGGACAUGUCCAAGCCCUUGACGUGGCAAGCUUUUGCCCAGUGCGGCACCCCAGAGUGCACCAGCGCCAUGCUGAAGAUCCUCAGGACCUUCGAUGAGAGCGCUCUCGAGGUCGAUGCUGUCGUCUACGCCCUGGGGCUGCUGCCAAACCCUUCCCGCCUCAUGGUGAACGACAUGCUGGCGAUGGCUCAGUUCAAGCAGAGCAGGCCCAUCAUGUAUGCUCUGAGCAACGCAGUCAGGAAACUGCACCAUGCUGAGGGCGUCACCCCCGAGAUCACCGCCGUCUCUGAGUACAUGACUUCCCUCCUGGGCGCCGACUGCGCCGGAGAGAAAGAUCUGACCUUCCUGACCUUGAGGGUUGUUGGUAACAUGGGAGAUGCCAUGGAGGCCGCUGACGCUACCAUAAAGACCAUCCUGCUGAAGUGCAUGAGACAGCCCGCGACAACACUGUCCGUGCAGCUGGCCGCCAUCCAGGCUUUCAGACGCAUGUCUGCCACAGACGAGGUUCGCUCGAACCUCCAGAGGGUCUGCCAGUACCCCAAAGGUGCCGUGCAGAAGCGCCUGGCAGCGUACCUGAUCCUGAUGAGGGACCCUCAGGACAGCGACAUCGAGAUGGUGAAGAAGAUGCUGAAGCAGGAGCAGAACGUGCAGAUCAAGUCCUUUGUGAGCUCUCACAUCUACAACAUCAUCACCUCCACUGAUGCAGACACCCAGAAGCUCCGUCAGAAGGUAAUGGACGCCAUGCAAGACACUGAGGUCGCCACACACAGCGACUACACCACAAAGUCUCGCAACUACAAGCUUGGCGUGGCACAGGAGAACGUGCAGGCCGCCAUUCAGGGCAACGUUGUGUUCGAUCCCAGCAGCCAGCUGCCGAGGGAGGUGCUGCUGGAAACUACUCUGAAAGCUUUUGGUUUCAGCAUGGAUCUCUGGGAGAUUGGCAUGGACGGAAGGGGCUUCGAGCCAUCUAUUGAGGCUUUGUUUGGAAAGAACGGCUUCUUCCCCGACACUUUGGGCAAGACUUUGUACUGGACUUUAGACAAGAUUCCACAAAAGAUGAGAGAGGAGCUGGGGAAAUGGGCUUCUCCCCUGGACAUCGAAGGGCAAAAGAUUCACGGAGAUCUUGUGAGAGAAAUUGUUCGCAACUUCAACAAGCUGGUGAAGGAUCUGCAGUCUCAGGAGUCCCCAGAGGCCAUGGCCUACCUGAAGAUCAUGGGAGCUGAGCUCGGCUACAUCAAGAGCACCGAUAUGAAGUUCAUUGCUGAUAACGCAAUGAUGUAUGCAGAGAUUUUCAUGAUGAUCAUUCCUACCCAGGUCGUGGCUAAACUGAUGUCCAGCACUGACAAUGAGAUCUUUGCCCAUUACAUCUUCAUGGACAACAAAUUCAUCAUGCCAACAGCGUCUGGCUUGCCUCUGACAUUCGCUCUGUCCGGCACCUUCGCUCCUGGAGCAAAGGGAGGCCUUCGCAUGGCUCCAAACAUGAAGGAGCUGCUGUUCUCGCCCUCUAUCGGAGUCGAGUUUGUGACCAAGAUGGGAGUCCAUGUCCCUGAAUUCGUCGUGUCCGCUGUCGAGAUGCACACCAACAUUUACCACGAGAGCACACUCAACGCCAAGAUCACCAUGGAGGAGAACCAGAUCAAGCUCUCCAUUCCUGCCCCACAGGGCACCACGAAGCUCUUGAGCAUCAGCAAUAAAGUGCAGAUUGUGGGCACUGGUCUGGCCGCCGUGAUCCCACACAGUGAGGGUGAAGCCGUCUGCAGACCUCUCUUCUCCGGAGUCAGAUACUGCACCAAGACACUCCGCGCCAACACCGGCGACAAGACUGACGUUCCUUACUUCCCCCUGAAUGGAGAGACUAGGUUUGAUCUGGACAUCAAGCCCUCCAGAGAGGUCUCUGAGUACACCGCCACCAUCGCCUACAAACUCCUCAGCGAAGGAAAGGACGGACGCCAGAAGGUUGAUUCCCUGAAGUGGGCCCUGAGAGCCGAAGGUGAUCAGCCUAGCGAGGCUACAGCCACCAUGAAGUACAACAGGAACAGGAAUGUGUUCACCACCCAGAUCCAGGUGCCCGACUUUGACGUCGAGGCCGGUGUUAAGGUCGGCAUGACCGACAGCAGCGCCAGAGGCAAAUCCAUCAUCCUGGAGAUCUCCAACAAGAACAUGCCCCAGCUCUCUCUGAUCGGCCGUGCCAAGCUUCAGGCCGUGAAUGAAGGCAUGCUGCAGGUUCAGCUGUUAGUCCCCUCACUCGAGGCCGACGCCGCCGUCACUGCCACCAUGAGCAGAGCUGAUGGAGUCACCCUGGAGAUCAAAAGUGAUGUCAAGCUCCCAAAGACCUCCUCCGUUCAGACAGUCACAUUCAAAUAUGGUGAAGACCAGGCUGAGGUUCAGCUGAUGUCCAACAUGAACGCUGAUACUAAGAUCGUGGUGCCGUACACUGAAGCCCUCCAGGUCUGGAUCGGGCAGCUGCUGGAGGACGUCAUGGACCAGCAGGUUGUCAAGACCGACAUGAAGCUGCGUCAUGUCUUCAACAAGGCAGUUGAGGCCGGUGAUAUCUAUCUGGACAAGAUCUCAGCUGAUGUCCCGUACGUUGAGACUCUGAGGAACAAAAUUGCAACUGUGGAAAUGCCUUCCAUGCCUGAGAACCUAUUCAUGAACCUUGACAGCACAUUCGCAUACAAGUUCAACAAGGACCGUUUGACCAUCACUGUCCCUCUGCCUCUCGGAGGCAAAUCAUCUGAGGAGCUGAGGAUACCUCCGAUGGUCAACUCCCCACGCAUCUCAAUGCCUCAGCUGGGCAUGGAGUUUGCCUCAAAAGAGAUCCAGAUCCCCACUUUCACCAUCCCUUCUGAAUAUGACCUCACCUUGCCUCUGAUGGGACUGGUGGAAGCAUCCGCCAAGGUCAACAGCAACUAUUAUACCUGGGAGGCAACUGUGUCUGGUGGUAACAACACCGUAGCGUCUCCUAGCUACUUGGCCAAGUUCACCGUCAUGGCUGAGAGUCCGAUCGACCUUCUCUCCUUCUCCGCUGAGGGAUCCACAUCAAUCAAAGACACAGCAGAGGAGACUAUGAAAUUCGCCAUUGAUGGUUACCUUAACCACAUGCUCAUGAACACAGGUUUUAGUGUGCUGGAAACCAUCGCUGUCACAGACCAUGUGAUGUCAACAGGAAGGUAUAACAUCCAUGCCAACUCCCCCGCGGGUCUGGAGACGUCUCUGACUGUUACCACCCAGGUCACCAUAGAUUCAAGCAUGCUCUCCGGAGAUAUCAACACAGAUGGAAGCUUGACCGUCGGACCCAUGUCUGCUAGCACCACGUAUCUCUACACCUUCUCCGUUGAGCCAGCGAAGAAAGAAGCUAAACUGGAGAGUACGCUGAGGGUGACCUCUGAAAUCCUGAAGGUUUCCAACAAGAUCAAGGCAUCAUAUGCAAACGAGGAGCUUCUGAUUGAGUCCAACACCAACAUGAACACUGACCCCAUCAAGCACACCACCAAAAUGUCCCUCAGCUACAAAGAUGUCAAGCUUACCAUCCAGUCUGACUCUGUGACCAAGGCUGACGAGCGAAUGAUUCGUAGCCAGAUGGAGUUCGCUGCCUCUGAUGGAAAGGCCAGCCUCAGGAUCGAGAAUCAAGCUGAUGACACAGUGAACCGGGCCUACUCUCUGCUCACCGGGUCCAUGACCCCCUCCGGAUUGGAGAUCAACACUGACGCCUCCUUGAACAUCUUCUCAAGCCUGGCCUCUCACAAGGCAACAUUGGCCCUGAACGAGAAUGGCCUGACCACCAGCUGUACAGCAACCGCUCAGCACAGCCCGAUGACCUUCGAGAAUGUUUUCCACGGCAGCGUUGACACCGCUGGCGCCAGCAUGUCUCUCACCACCAAGGGAGCCAUUAAAGAGAACAAAGCUGAGCUCAAUGUUGAGGGAAAGAUCGCAAGCACAGAAGUGUAUCUCAACAGCAUGCUUAAGGGUAACCUCUUUGACAUCAACACCAGGAACAGAGUGAACCUCAGACUGAAUGAAGACGGCUUGGUCCUCUCCAACAACAUGGUUGGAUCUUUCAACGAGAUGAGGUCCGAAAACACCAACUCUCUAUCUCUUACGCUGAGAUCUUUCGUGCUCCGCUCCAAGACCGACAACUUCCUUGACAAGAGGAACUCCUACAUGCACGACAUCACAGUCAACAUGGAGCGUUUCAUUGCCUCGGUUAAUGUGAAAAAUGACCUGAAGAUCAUGGAGAUUAACUUUGUGAAUGAUGCCCUGUUCAAGGCAGAGCCCUACAACAUGGAGGUGACUGGAACAAUGAUGGGAGUCUUCUCAGAGGAAGAGCUCAAGCACACUUAUGAAGUCAAGUUCGUCGACAUGGUCUUCUCUGCAAAGUGCAACACCAAUGGUAAACUCCUGGGAGCUCAAAUGACACAUACCACCGAUAUGGAGGUUGCUGGUCUAACCGUGACAUUCAACAACGUGGCUAACAUCAACUCACCAGUUCUUCGUAUGGACAGCACAGUCAAAACUGUUGCUGCACCCUUCACUCUGAACAUCGACGCCAUCUUCAACUCAAAUGGCGCAGCUUACCUGUACGGUGCGCAUAGCGGCGACCUGUACAGCAAAUUCCUCCUGAAGGCAGAACCCCUGCUGUUCAUGCAUUCAUUUGAGCACAGAGCCUCAACCACCCAUGAACUGGACGGCAGACCCACCAUCAACACCAACAUGGACAACAAGUUCAACAGCAUGCUGAGCCUCCAAGAGCAAAGCGUCACUCUGAAGAUGAAAUCCUCAGUAAACAAGAACACUUUUGACCAAGAAAUGAGUGCCUUUAACAAUGCAGAGAAAAUGGGCAUUGAGAUGUCAGGAGCUGUUUCAACCGACCUCUACAGUGAUGCCAGUGAAGAUUACGCCAUCUCUGGAUUCGUGAAAUAUGACAAGAACAGCGACAGCCACUUCAUCCAGAUCCCAUUCAUUGAGUAUCUGCCUGCGUUUAUUGAAAACGUAAAGAACACCAUGUUGAGGCUGAUGGACCAAAGUGUUGACAUGCUGAAAGACGUCAACGCCAAGUACGAGAUCAGUGCCAAGCUGCAGAACAAAGUGUCAGAACUGAAGGAGGUCAUUGACAACUUUGACUUCAACCUCUUUGUCCAAGACCUGAGAAAGUAUAUCAACUCAAUUGAAAACAUCAUCACCAGCCUGACAGCCAAGUUCCCAACUGACAAAGUUAUAAAUGUGCUGAGAUCAAUGAAGGACGCCAUCAUGGCUUUCAUCAAGAAGUACAACAUUGCUACCAACUUCGAUGUAAUGUAUACCAAAGUAGAGGAGAUCCUCUCCAGCUAUGAGAUUGAGAAGAUGAUUGGGGCCAUCAUGGAUGAGGUUGUCAAAAUUAUGAAGCAGUACCAGGUGAGGGAAAAGAUGCAGUCUGCUUUUGCUGCUCUCAAGUCAAUUGACACAAAGCCUUUGCUCCAAAAAGUUAUGGCACCUGUCCAGGAGCUUGUGAAUGAGCUGUAUACCUUUAACUUCAAACAGCUGAUUGAUGACAUGAGUGACUAUUUCAUGAGGAUGGUCCAGAAAGUCCAAUCUUUUGAUUAUGACACAUUCACUAUGGAGUUGAAAGAGAAAGUUGCAGAUAUGAGCAAGAUUCCCUGUUUUGGAAAACUCUACGGAGAGUUCAUAGUUACCUCCCCUCACGUCACACUCAGGACCACCGCUGACCUCGAGAACACCACAACUACAUCAGCCACACCAGAGUUCAAAGUCAACUUUAACUCAAGAGGUACGUCUACUUUGAAAGUCCUUGACUUCACCGUGGAUGCCAGUGCUCACGUUGCUGCACCCAAGAGGAGUCGCCUGUCCAUCUCUGAGAACGUUAAAGUUGACCAGGCAUGUUUGACCCUCGACCACAAGGGAACACUGACUCUCUACGGCAUGUCAUGCCAAGCCUCUGCUGAAACUACCGCGAAUGUCAACACUGAGCUCUUUGUUGCCGAGCUUGUCAACAAUGCAUUCGUCGCCAUGGAAGAUGGAGGUUCUGCCACUGUGGAGACCAACUACAAACAUGAUCUCAACAUGCCAGCCUUCAACAUCUUCAGUGAAACAUCAAUGAAUCAAAAGACUGUCCUCCAGGUCGAGGCUGGCACUGCCCGUCUGACCCUUACCAAUCAGGCCAAUGAAAAAUAUGCAGUUCAGGACUCCUCAGAUGAGGCCACCCACAAGAGUGACAUCGAUGUGGUCAUGGAUCUCCACACAGCCAAAGUGACUUUCACUGGAGCAACAGGCACCAGCCAAUACAAGCUGAAUCAGAACGUGGUUGCCGACAUCUGCAUUUUCCGCCACCUAAUUAUUGACGCCAAGUUCGAGACAGAAACACCUUUCAUGAAGGGCAGCGUUGCAGAUAUCAAAUUCCAGGUUAAAGCUGGAGACUUGAAAAUUGAUUUCACUGCCUCACACAUUGCAGAGCUAACUGGACUGGUUGAGGGAACUCUCUCAAACUCUGCGCUUGCUAUGGUCACACCUAGUGAGCUUAUGUUGGACACCAAGAACAAGGGAAAUGUCAAGGUUGCCCUUCCAUUCAAGCUGUCUGGAAAGAUGGAUCUCCAGAAUGACAUCUCUUUGACCCUCAACUCUGAAGUGCAGCAGGCAGGCUGGACAGGUCUGGCAAGAUUCAACCAGUACAAGUACUCCCAUUACUUCACCAUGGAUAAUGGUGAUAGUGAAAUUAACAUAUUCUCCCAGAUCAAUGGAGAAGCAAAUCUGGAUGUGCUGAAGGAGCCAAUCACCAUUCCUGCAAUAACUGUGCCAUUUGUUGGUUUGAGGACACCAAGAGUGGAAGACUACUCUCUGUGGGAAGACACCGGCCUGAGCUCCCUCCUGACCACAACUCAGCAGACGUUUGACAUGAACUCCAAGCUGAAGUACAUGAAGAGCCCUGAGAUGAUGACCAUUAAUAUCAAUGUGGGUCCAGUAAUCAAUUUAAUCAAUCACAAUGUCAAGACUCUGCACAAGAACGUGCUCAUCGGCAAAGACAAGGCUGCUACCGUCCUGGUCGCAUCUUACGACCAAGCCAGGGCAGAGUAUGAAAAAUACAGCAUGGAGUUGCCCAAAACCAUCACAGUCCCUGCCUACAAAGUUCCAGUGAUGAAUAUCGAGAUGUCCACAUUCACCAUUCCCCUACCCGACGUCAGUCUCAUCACAAUGCCCGCUCUGCAUGUUCCAUCCGCCCUCAGCAAGCUGACUCUCCCAAAAAUCACCCUGCCCGAAAUUAAGAGCAUCAGGAUCCCAGUAUUUGGCGAUCUGACCUACCAGUUCUCUAUGAAAACAGCAAUGCUCACGCUUAAAUCUGACGCCAGCAUCCUUAACCAGGACAGCAUCGUCAUCAAACUUGAUGCUUCCUCGACUUCUGAAUUCGAGGUUCUGACUGGAAAGAUCGAGGGAAACGCCAACGUGAACACAGUCGACGGAUUUAAAGUGGCCUCUGUCCUGUCUGUGAAGCACCCGAUGCUCGAGGGAAACCAUGACAGCACCAUCACCCUAAGCUUUGAGAAUGUGGACAUCUCCAUCACCAAUUCAGCAAAGGUCCUGAUGAUGGAAAUCUAUCAGGAGAUUACUGGAAAUCCACAAGAAGGCCUUGUUGUCGCUAUGUCCACUCCAUCUGCAGGACUCGUUGCAGUUCAAAUGCAGACUAAGCUCCCGGCACAAGUGAAAGCAAGACUCUAUGGUCGCUACCCGUCCGAGCCAACAACCGACAUUGAUAUCUUGGGUCUGAAGAUGUCCGUGAUGAACUCUGAGAAGCUGAACAUUCAGACAACCUGGAACAUGGAGAUGCCCUAUGAGGUGAUGCUGGGUUUGAAGAAACAGGUGCCCACAGCCAUGAAAAUGGUGUCUGAUCCUGCUGUCAGGACAUACAACACAAUCUACAAACAAGCUAGAAGCCUUGAGGGUACUUUCGAGCAGGCUAAAGAGCAGGGAAAAGUGAUGUUCAAGAGAGCUAUCGAGAACGUGGCAGCAGCAAGCCCUUCUAAUCUCAUUACAACUGUCACAGAUAAGACCAUUUUGAUCCUCAAGGCGUACCAAAAGAGAGUUGAGAUUGUUCUUGACGCUGUUGUUAAAUUCCUGAGAGAUACCAAGUUCCAGAUCCCUGGGUAUGAACAGAGGCUGUCUGGGCUUGAGGUCUACCAGAAAUGUAGUACUUUUGUUGCCGACGUAUCUGAGGAGGCUGUUGAAAAGAUUCCCGAGUACUUUACCUACGCAUUUACAUCAGUUCUUGAUUAUUUCCAAGCCAUUGAAUUCACCCUUCCCGGCUCUAACCACAUUGUCAGCGGAAGAGAAAUUCUCGAUGACUUGAUUGUAGCUUUGAAGAAAAUUCAGGACCAAGUGAUUGUCACUGUUAGGAAACUGGGCGAAAUCCAGCUGGAAGAUAUCAUCAAUAAAUUAUCUGCAUUUGUGCAGUUUACCAUUGCGCAGAGUGAGAAGUUUCUCCAAACCCUUAAAUCUCAGAACGUAGAGAAGCUCUCCACCUUUGUGAGCGAUGUAUACAAUGAUGCCGUCAACUCUCGCAUCGUGGCUGAUGUCACCAAGCAGGUGGAAGAGGCCUGCAAAAUUGUGGUAGAAUAUCUGAAAGCCGUGAAAGCUAAGCUCCAGAGCAUCGUGGCUGACAUGUCUUUUGAACAGCUUCAAGCCGACAUCCAGUCCUGGAUUGAUUUACUGGUAAAACGUCUGAACGCUUUCCAAAACAAUGUCAUUAAGGCACUUAAGGAGAAAAGCAAAAUUGUUGAACCAUAUGUGAGAGUAGGUGACAGACAGAUGGAGGUUGACAUCCCUUUACCAUUUGUUGCCAAAUUCUAACUGACCAACUUACUAACCUGACUGUAUCCGUUGUGAAACCAUGAUGCAUGUCUCUCUUCUCUGUUUUUCAAAUUAUUAAUUUUGCUCCCUUUGUGUAUUGUACUAUUUAAAAUAUGUGAACUUCAAUAAAGAAAGUUUGUACUGCA
Molecule: messenger RNA, 10132 nt
Organism: Sebastes umbrosus (honeycomb rockfish)
Lineage: Eukaryota; Metazoa; Chordata; Actinopteri; Perciformes; Sebastidae
Product: apolipoprotein B-100-like
Exons: 26
Coding region: 75-9986 (3303 amino acids)
Biological process (GO): cholesterol transport; cholesterol homeostasis; triglyceride mobilization
Cellular component (GO): very-low-density lipoprotein particle; low-density lipoprotein particle; mature chylomicron
Molecular function (GO): cholesterol transfer activity; low-density lipoprotein particle receptor binding
Source: RefSeq, a predicted model, not a curated record